Messenger RNA from Chlamydomonas reinhardtii, 3402 nucleotides. RefSeq lists its product as uncharacterized. Lineage: Eukaryota; Viridiplantae; Chlorophyta; Chlorophyceae; Chlamydomonadales; Chlamydomonadaceae. The record is from RefSeq and is a predicted model, not a curated record. The transcript is spliced from 7 exons. The coding region runs from base 148 to 2382 and encodes 744 amino acids.
UCGGUGGCGCCCCGUUUGUCACUAGAUAAAAUAACAUCUUACUGUGCUUUACAGUGCGUUGCAAGUAUCAUGAAGCGUUCUCGCGCCAACGAACUCGCAGAAGUCGCUAGAGAAAUUGAGAAGACCACGUCUGAAAUUGACAAGACCAUGAAGGAUAUAGAAAAGACCACGUCUGAAAUUGACAAGACCAUGAAGGAUAUAGAAAAGACCACGUCUGAAAUUGACAAGACCAUGAAGGAUAUAGAGAAGGAAAAGGCGGUCGAGGACGAACUGUGGCCGCGUGCGCGAAAGAUCCUCGAGGAGCUCGACGACGUGCAGGCUCAGCUCCAGCAGCAGCAACUGGCCAAGCAGCAAUUUUGGGACAAGCAGGUGGACGCAGCGCACGCAACGCUGCAGCACCUGCGUAAGAGGGAGGAGUACCUGCGCAAGGAGGAGGAGUACCUGCGCAAGGAGGAGGAGUACCUGCGCAAGGAGGAGGAGCAGCUGCGCAAGAAGAAAGAGCAGCUGCGCGACAAAGAGAAGGAACUGCGACAGUCGAGCGGCGCCAAGGCUGCUGGCGCUGAGCAAGAACGCUCCCGGCUGCAGCAACAGCUCGAGGCGCUGCCAUGUCCCUCAGAACUGGCCGACAGCAAGUCGUGGUCAAAAAAAGACAACCUCGCCUUCUUCCGGUGCUUUCGGCCAAGCGCCGGCGUUGGGCCGACCAAAGCCCUGCCGGUGGCUUUGUACGACGGAGUGCUAGAUAAGCUGGUGGGGCUCUUCAGUGCGGCGCUUAAGGGCCGCGGCGGUGGCGGCGCAGACGGCGUGCCCCCAUCAAGUGUAGACUGUGAGAUGGCGUCAAGGCUGUGCAUAGACAUGGCCGAGAGCUUCACUGACGUGGCGGCGCGCACGGCAGCGUUCAGCGACAUGCUCAGUGAGUACCUCGGCGAGUGCAUCGAGCCCCACCAUCCGAUCCCCGGCUCAGAGUAUAACGCGACGGACGGGAGCCUGCUGUGCCGGGUCGGCGGGCCGGCAGCGUCUUCAGCAGCUCGGCUGCUGCCGGUGUACAUCCAGGUGGUCAAGUUGGAGAUCGGCACUCAGGGCGACCCCUAUCUCCAGGGCCAGCGCCAGUACCAAUUGGCCCUGGCCAAUCCCAAGCUGGCGGAGCUGGUGCGGCACACGGUGCUGCCCGUGCUGUUCGUGGAGCUAGUGGGGCCGCACCUGCGCGUGUCGGCGUUGGCGUCGCCGGCAGACGCCACCGUGGUGUGCGAGCCGCUCACGCCCUACCUGCACCUGUUCAGUAUGCACCGCUUCCAGCCCGACCACAUGAUCUGUCUGGCGCUCGUGCUGCGGGCUCUGAAGGACGGCAUCGGGCUGUUGAAGGCCGCGUGCCGCCGCUUGCUACAGCAGCCCGCUGCUGCCGCACCCGCGGCCUGUGCCUCGGCCCCGGCUGCGUUGGCUCCGGCGGCGGCGGGGUCCGCGCCGGCGGCGUUGUCAUCGCCGGCAGCGUCGGCAGGUGGGGAGGUGGAUGCGACCGCGAUGCGGCGCGGGGUGGUGCCGCUGCGCGAGCCGUCGCUGCAGCUGCCGUACCCGCUGCGCCCGGGGACGGGCUUCACGGACGUGCGGCAGAUUGGGGCGGGCGUAUACAACCCGCUGUACUUCGCCAUGUACCAAAGGCCACCGCCGCCGCUGCUCCCAGCAGCGGCCGGCGAAGUACGGCAGCAGUGCGGCGCGGCUCCCGCAGCAGCUUCAGUGGUGGCAGCAACAACGUCCGACCCGGCGGUGGCAGUGGCGGUCAAGUUCGGGCGCAUGAGCGCGGACGCUGUCCGAGUGCACCGCGCCUGGGCGGCGGCGGGCUUGGCGCCGCAGGUGCUGCUGGAGCAGGUGCUGCCGUGCGGCCUGACGAUGCUGGUGAUGGAGCAGCUGGCGGCGGAGGACGGCUGGGUCAUGUUCUACAGCCUGCAGCAGAAGCAGAAGCGGCAGCUGCAAGGCGCGGUGGUGGCGGCGCUGGCCCGGGCGCAUGCCGUGGUCGUGGACGCGGACCGCGGUCUCACGGGCGUACACGCCGACCUGCGGCAGGCCAACGUCAUGGUGCGGCUGCCGCGCGACGACGACGACGCGGCGGCGGCGGCGGCGCGCAGCGGCAUUGGCGGCGGUGCUGGGGGCGGCGGUGCUGAGGGCGGCGGUGGUGGGGACGCGGCGGCGAGCGGCGGCAGCAGCGGCAGCAGGAGCGAGCUGCAGGCCCAGGUCCGGUUCGUGGACUUUGACUGGAGCGGGCUGGAGGGCCACACACGGCUGCCGGCCUUCAGCCGCCAGCGGCUGCCGGGGUACGGGUGCGGCUGCGAGGUGACGCAGGAGUACGACAGGGCGCUGUGGGAGCACGAGCAGUUGUACGGGCCCAUGUGAUGGAGCAAGUAGGUCGGCAUGGGGGGCAUGGGGGGCAUGCGCGCCGCCUGCUGCACCGUCACCGGCGGUGCGUGAUUACGAUGGCGCAUUCGUGGCCAACAGCGCAUCGAGUGGGGUAACAUGGCUUUUGCGUGCAUGCGUGGUGCGCAUUUUGCAUCCGGAUGUGUCGGCCUGUGCGGCUGCAAGGUUUUGAUUGUGCAUUCGAUCAUGGCUACAAUAAUGCCGAGCUCGUCACGCACGAGUGAGAGGCGGCUGUGAUGAAACAAGCAGCGCGGCGGGCCAAACGUCGCGCCCCAAAUAAACCCCGCCCAGCGCCCACUUGCGGCGCGGUUGAGGCAAUCGGCGCACGUUGCGGGAAGUGGUCACUGGUGGUGUACGGGGAUGCUGCAUUGCAGGUUGCGCCUGCUGUAUGUGUGCGUAUGUGUGUGUCCGAACCUGACGAGCGACCUCGUUGCCUGCGAAAGUUUUGUCGGCGUGGCGCUUCGCCGCUGACCGGAUGCCGGCCGGUGUUGGGUUGAACCCCGGGGACCGGAGUGUUGGACAGGCCUCCGGCACACUGUGGCAAGGCAGUGGGGAGGUGGCGUCAAGCAGUGGUGGGCGGCAACGAGUUUGGCGUAACCUGAUUAUUGUUGGAUGGCGGGGCUGGCAUGGCUGCGGGUGUCUGCUACUGCCGCUGCGGCGUCGGCCUGGCGCCGUUCUUGCCGCAACGGCAACUGCACCCGCCUGCACACCAUAUGAUGGCCAUGUUGGCAUCCCGCACGCCGCAGCAGCUGCAGCAGCGCAGCCGCUGGUGCAGGUGCUACUGCCGCCGGUGCAGGUGCUACUGCCGCCGGUGCAGGUGCUACUGCCAGGACGGUGCAGGUGCUACUGCCGCCGGUGCAGGUGCUACUGCCAGGACGGGGCAGGUGCUACUGCCAGGACGGGGCAGGUGCUACUGCCAGGACGGGGCAGGUGCUACUGCCAGGACGGGGCAGGUGCUACUGCCAGGACGGGGCGGCCGACGGCGACCACGCACUAAGG